Messenger RNA from Odontomachus brunneus, 1251 nucleotides. Its product is annotated as proteoglycan 4-like. The transcript is spliced from 4 exons. The record is from RefSeq and is a predicted model, not a curated record. The coding region runs from base 1 to 1251 and encodes 416 amino acids. Lineage: Eukaryota; Metazoa; Arthropoda; Insecta; Hymenoptera; Formicidae.
AUGUCCCAAAGAGAUCAAGCAAUACAGAGCAAUAAGGCAACUGGGAGCCAACUCUCCUCCAAGGAGAAAACUACCGUGCCGUACGAGUCCUGGGUAGGCAUCCUGAAGCCCGACAAGAGACAGCCUCAGGGCGAGGCUCGAAAUAUAGCCCGACUACAGCUCCGCGAACGAUAUCGCAAGUUGUUCGGGACCGAUAGCGAGGAAGAUGCGGCCAAGGAACCAAUAGGACCAGAACACAACUCGCCGGUUUCCUCCUGGUCCUCCCUGCCGACGACGCCCUCUCCGACGCGGCUACCCCGAACACCGUCACCACGGAAGCGACCACGCACCGGGGUACCACCCAGACGGCCCUCGUUGACAAGGGACGACGGCCCGAGAGGAGAACUCGUAGAGACGCUCCAUCCAUGGAGGCUGAUACCUUUGCGCCUCUCUCCAGUUAGGCGCACCCGACCUCCGCUGGAGAAACUCAUAACCUGGGACUUGUUCGGGACCGAUAGCGAGGAAGAUGCGGCCAAGGAACCAAUAGGACCAGAACACAACUCGCCGGUUUCCUCCUGGUCCUCCCUGCCGACGACGCCCUCUCCGACGCGGCUACCCCGAACACCGUCACCACGGAAGCGACCACGCACCGGGGUACCACCCAGACGGCCCUCGUUGACAAGGGACGACGGCCCGAGAGGAGAACUCGUAGAGACGCUCCAUCCAUGGAGGCUGAUACCUUUGCGCCUCUCUCCAGUUAGGCGCACCCGACCUCCGCUGGAGAAACUCAUAACCUGGGACGUGAGAGCCUGCCGACCGCUCUCACCCCGGUAUUCGUCUCCACUCGAGAAGGUGUCAUCACCGGCCCAGGCUCACCGGGCAACGCAGACGUCGCCAAGGAAGCCGGUACUCAUACCAGGCGUCGCCAGAAUUCCGACGGCACCCAAGAACCCGGAUCCACGCAUUAGCGCCGUCAGACACUCUGUGUCACCACGCAAGCUCGCACGGCCAGAAAGGUUCCGAGCUCACGGCGGCUCGCCGAAAAAGCCAGCACUAUCUGGGACCGCGCACCCGACCUCCGCUGGAGAAACUCAUAACCUGGGACGUGAGAGCCUGCCGACCGCUCUCACCCCGGUAUUCGUCUCCACUCGAGAAGGUGUCAUCACCGGCCCAGGCUCACCGGGCAACGCAGACGUCGCCAAGGAAGCCGGUACUCAUACCAGGCGUCGCCAGAAUUCCGACGGCACCCAAGAACCCGGAUCCACGCAUUAG